Sordaria macrospora k-hell is the source of this 825-nucleotide messenger RNA. RefSeq lists its product as uncharacterized. Lineage: Eukaryota; Fungi; Ascomycota; Sordariomycetes; Sordariales; Sordariaceae. The record is from RefSeq and is a predicted model, not a curated record.
AUGUCCGCCAUUCAGCUUUCGUUCUCUCUCCGUGUUUCUUCCGGCGUCAAGACCGUCCAUCUUCUUGGUUCCUGGGACAACUACGCCGGCCAGCUCCCCCUCUCCAAGGACAAGACCUCGUCCAAGUCCGGCUCGUGGAAGGGCACCUUCCGCUUCCAGCCCGCUCUUGUCCAGCCCGGUCAGCGCUACUGGUACUACUACAUCAUCGAUGGCUACCACGUCUCCCACAACCCCUCCGAGGAGUCCACUGUUGAGCCCACCACCGGCCGCUCCCUGAACAUCCUCGACGUUCCCAAGUCUUCUUCCUCCUCCAAGAGCUCCUCCCGCCACUCCCGCGACUCCGUCAAGUCCUCCAAGCGCGAGUCCCUCUCCGUCGACAUCCCCAAGGGUCGCCCUCUCUCCGUGUCCCAGAUCAAGGCUCCCAAGCCCAUGUCUCCCCACGCCACCCGCCACAUCCUCGAUGCCGACUACAACAUCGACGAGCUCUCCAGCCGCUUUGCCACCACUGGCAUCUACGACGAGUACGAUGAGGACGUCAUCACCGACUUCGACAUGCGCUCCUCCCCCGUCUCCUCCACCGGCUCUUCCGUCAGCUACCGCUCCGACAGCUCCAGCCCCAGCUCUACCCUCUCCGGUUACUCCACUCCCGCUUCCGACUGCUCCAGCUGCAUCUGCGAGCGCUACGGCAUCACCCGCAAGGGCGAGCGCGUCCGUCUCGACUGCGGUGGCUCCCGCUGCGGCUACGAGGACUCCUGCUCCUCCGAGGAUGAGGAGAACUACGUUGAGCGCAGCUCUCGCCGCAACGGCAUCGUCGUCCGUGCUUAA